AUGAGGAUCGGCUGUCUUCAAUUUGCGCCACAGGUUGGCGAUGUCGACAACAACCUCAACCGUGCCGACUCGGUUCUCAACCGCGCGGAUCCCCGUGACCUCGAAGACCUUGACCUACUGGUGCUUCCCGAAAUGGCCUUUAGUGGCUACAAUUUCAAGUCGCUUCAGGAGAUCAAACCUUUCCUUGAACCAAAAGGCUCAGGUAUAUCAGCACUAUGGGCUAGGACCACGGCGCUCAAGUACGAUUGCAAGGUCGCUGUGGGCUACCCUGAGAUAGUCAACAGCACCACCGACUGGACGCCCACGUCGCAGUACUUUAACUCGCUGCUUUUGGUUAAUGAGGAGGGCGAGACCCUGGCCAACUACAGGAAGCAGCAUCUCUAUUACACCGAUGAAACGUGGUGCUCAGAGGGAACCGGAGGCUUCUUUCAGGGUGAAGUAGAUGGCCUCGGGCAGACGGCCAUGGGGAUCUGCAUGGACAUCAACCCCUAUAAAUUCGAAGCGCCAUGGCAUCAGUUCGAGUUCGCAUUCCACAUCCUCGAGUCGCAUGCCAAUGUCGUCAUCAUUUCCAUGGCUUGGAGCACUCUCGAGGGCCGUGCUGCCUUUUGCAGCAAGCCAUACGAGCCCGACAUGGAGACGCUUGAGUACUGGGCCAAGCGCAUGGAGCCCCUGAUCCGCGCCGAGACAGAGGAAGAGAUUAUUCUCAUAUUCGCCAACCGUUGCGGUAUCGAGCGGGACGCUCUGUAUGCCGGCACGAGCACCGUAAUGGGCAUUCAAAACGGCGAAGUGAACGUCUACGGCGUCCUCGGCCGGGGUACUAAGCACCUCCUCGUAGUCGACACCGACAACGGCCCAUUCGCGAAGUUGGUCAGCCGGCCGGGUAGAGAAACGGCCGAGGGUGAGUGGGACGGUAACACGACCGACGCCGAGGUACAGGCCGGCGACUCGCGCUCCCCCGCCGACAACGACCUGGACAACUUCUUGGACCUGAACAAGAUCAUCGAUCCCGUCAGCUAUCGACCCUCGGCACCAGUGCAGGUGGCCCCAGUCGAAUGCGCCCUGUAUGCUUGUGUGCCCGAGGUUCCCGAGGAGGUUGAAGAAGCCGAAGGAGCCGCUAAGCAGGAAGGGCCGGGGUCGGAAAAAUCGGCCGAGCCACUUGAGAAGCCGACUAAUGACGAAAUAGCCGACUGGGCGAUGGAAAUCGAUGGAAAGGAGCCGGCUCCAAGCGAGCCAGCCGAGUCGCUCAUCGACUUGCCGCGCGCUGACAGUCCCAUAUUGUUUCCAGCACGACCGCGACUGACGAUAUCGACGGCGACAUCACCAGCAACUCCGGUGAAGAACCCGCGUUCAUCAGACUUUGGCGAUUUACCAGCAGCGCCGCCACACGACCUCGACACACCGCCACCCACUGGCGAGUUUCCCGAUCAAGAGUACCUCGCGGCGGCAGCUCAGGUGGACCGGCUAUUAUUCAGCACGACGGCUCUGCACACGCCAGAAGAGCCCGAGUGGCCGCUUCCAGAUGCCUCUGCGGUGUCGCGGUCGCGAUCCCAAUCACCGUUGCGCUCCCAAUCACCGUUGCGCUCCCAAUCACCGCUGCGCUCUCAAUCGCCUCUGGACCUCAAGCCACUGCCGCUGCCCCCUCCUCUCGAAGGCGACAAGCCAUUGCCGCUGCGACCCCAGGAAAGACUGUCCCCGGUAAAGAACACGUUCAUGUCGUCGCCGGUGAAGAACGAGUUCACGAUACCGUUGCCGAUUUCGCCUGCUUCUGCGCCCGAGGAUGUCCGUCUGCCGGAGGAGCACUCGCGAGAUGCCCAAGGUGUGGCGCAGAUAGAGGCACAGUCGCCCCUGACGGCCAUACUGGCUCCAGAGUCGAUAUCGGCCAUUGUGAGCGAGAUGCCGCUCGUGCUGGCGCGGCACAUCAAACCAGAAUAUCAGCGUAGGGAUAGCGGACUGUCGGAGCCGUUGAUAUCGAUCGAAGUCGAGAGUCGCGACAAGGACACGGUCGUGGUGCAUCUUCGAGACCAGCAGCCUUCGCAUUCGCCUCCACGCUCCGUCACCAUAACCUUUAGUAUUGGAACCGCGUUGUAA
Messenger RNA from Pyricularia pennisetigena, 2088 nucleotides. RefSeq lists its product as uncharacterized. The coding region runs from base 1 to 2088 and encodes 695 amino acids. The transcript is spliced from 4 exons. Gene Ontology annotation, biological process: protein catabolic process. NCBI's taxonomy places the organism in Eukaryota, Fungi, Ascomycota, Sordariomycetes, Magnaporthales, Pyriculariaceae. The record is from RefSeq and is a predicted model, not a curated record. Gene Ontology annotation, molecular function: protein-N-terminal glutamine amidohydrolase activity; protein-N-terminal asparagine amidohydrolase activity.